Messenger RNA from Trichoplusia ni (cabbage looper), 2493 nucleotides. Its product is annotated as Krueppel-like factor 6. The transcript is spliced from 4 exons. The record is from RefSeq and is a predicted model, not a curated record. NCBI's taxonomy places the organism in Eukaryota, Metazoa, Arthropoda, Insecta, Lepidoptera, Noctuidae. Gene Ontology annotation, biological process: regulation of transcription by RNA polymerase II. Gene Ontology annotation, molecular function: RNA polymerase II cis-regulatory region sequence-specific DNA binding; DNA-binding transcription factor activity, RNA polymerase II-specific. Bases 1101 to 1931 code for a protein of 276 amino acids.
UUUAAAAUGUGUUUCUUAUCACAAAAACCUAGGUCAAUGGCGCAAGAAAAAGUGGUGAGCGACUGUGAUAGGUAUAUUUACCAACACAACUAUUCCAGUAUAAAUAAUGCGGCAAUUAGUUUAUUGUACAUAAUACAUAUAUUAUAAUAAAUACACCUAAGCGUAAAAAAGUUAUCAGUAGAUAUGUUUACUCGAAUUGGAAGUUCCGCGGUAAUCUGCGCAUCGCUCGGAAACGGAAUUUACGUUUCUAGUCGAACAACAUUUGUUUAUUUCAAGAGUUUGUUAUUCAAAUUUCGGGUUUCAGUGUAAAAUAUUAAUAAACUAAAGCAACAAAUAAAAAUAAUUCUCGAUAUGAAACAGGUCAAUAGAAUAACAAAUGAAUAUCAAUACAAAUGAACUUAGUUACGUAUGUAAUGGCUAUCGGUCCGCAGUAAAAUCGGAUGUCAGUGUAACGUGAGCAGGUUGUUCGAGUUAGCAGAUGCUGGCCGUGCCAGCCACCGCCGCCGCCGAUAGCGCUGGCUAGACGUACUAACAUGACGCAACAACAAAAAAAUCAUCUGCGUAAAACCUUGAUAAUUUUCCCCCGCACAUUGUACUACACUCGUUGCGAUUCUAUUACGCAUUAUGCGUGUGUACUGUUAAUUAUGAUUGUGGUUUAUUUUAACAGCAAUCCUUGCGGUAGUUAUUCGUACAAUUGUAAUUCAAGGAUUUCGUUGUUGGAAAUUAAUAUUUUUAGAUUUAUACCUAGUAUUUUUAAGUCUUGGUAGGGUACAUCAAAUAGGUUAACUACUGAAGGUUUUGACACUGGCAGGAUGAAAUAAAAACCAUCGGUGUAGUCAUCCCAGUCGAUGUUGGAUGGUGAGGGACAUGUGCGAGCGCGGAUCCGCCGAUAAUCGGCGAUCGUCGUUAUCGCGCGUCCGUCGCGCUGUCCGCCGCACCAGCUCGACCACACUCAUUCCGAACCCGGGACGCAGCACAGCCGCCUGCCUCUCGACACUCACUCGAUAUUCAAGCUCUGACAGUACUGUCCCAACUCUCAGUGCUUGGUGAAAUACUUGUGUGAAACUGGAGACGCUAUACGUUACAAUAAAACUGUCAACAUGUAUUGUGACGGCUCCGGACCGCUUCUGGAGGAUGCCCUCCUAAACGACCAGCUUCUCUUCGAGUACUCACCUGCGGAAAGUCUCAUAAACUUCGAGCUUCCACCCUUGGAUUCAGAUGGAGAUUGGCAACUCAGUGACUUAGAUCUAAAUUGUGACAGUUUUGUUAAUGGUGUUAGUGACUUAAACAAAAUCGAUUCUAAUAUCCUGGAUGGACCAUCUGCUUUCGAUUUUGCGGAUCUUGAUAAAAGCAUAAUAGAUGAAUAUCUUCUAGAAGCUUUGAGUAGUGACCUAUCUAAUGACUCACCACAUUCGCCACAAUCGAGUGCUGACUCGUCAUUUAGUGCUGAAUCUGUAUGUGCGCUUGAAACUCAUGACUAUGCAGCGGUGGACAAAAAUUGGCCGAACAAAACUCGACGGUACGAGAAGACCGAUGUGAAGGUCCGUUCGUAUGGCGAACCUAAGUUUUGCCCGGAGCUCGGCGCGUUUCGUUGUCCAGUGGAGGACUGCGGCAAGCCAUACGCGAAAGCUUCUCACUUACGCGCUCACCUGCGGCGUCACAGUGGCGAGAAGCCGUACCGGUGCACGUGGGGAGGGUGCUCGUGGCGGUUCGCACGCUCGGACGAGCUGGCGCGGCACCGCCGCAGCCACUCGGGCGACAAGCCGUACCGCUGCAGCGACUGCGGCAAGCGGUUCGCGCGCUCCGACCACCUGAGGAAGCACGGGCGCGUGCACGCGCGACGCGCCGCCGCUGCAGCCGCCGCCGCGCGCCGCGCCGCCGCAGCGCCUCACGCACACCGGAGGUCUACUCGGGGAAUUAUGCUUUUGUGAUUUCAUCUUAUGUAGGACUACUAAGCUGAGACUUUAAACGCCAAUGAGUUACGUGUAUUAAUUUUAUAGUUAUUUGAAAUAAGUAUUUUUUUUUAAUUAGAUUAAACAAGUUUAUUGUAGGUUUCCUAGAGGGAUGAUGUAUUUAUUUAUUCUCGAAGAAUAAAUAGGUAAUUUGCGGUCUAUGACUGCAGAAAGCUUAUAAAAGUAAUUAGGUCUAAGAAAACUAAUAUGUUUAAUUAUAAAUUACAUGAACCUUAUCCAUAAUAAUGUUAGAUACUAAAGAAAGUUAUGUUUUAUUUGUACUGUACUUACAUAAAUAAGUAGAUAGUUAAAAAUAAGAAGAAAAAUUGCGUGUUCGGAAAUUGAAAAUGUUACAAAUUAAAAGAAAGCUAACAAAUAUUUCGUUUCAUAUUUUAUCUGAAACGACUAAUCUGCCAUAUUUACUGAAGGUCUAACGUUUGUCCGUAAGAACCAGGCUAUAUCUCAUGAAUCAUUAUAGCUAAAGCGUUGAAAAUUACACAGAAAUACAGAUAGAGGCGACAAAUAAAUUUGUGGACCCUGA